Molecule: messenger RNA, 2945 nt
Organism: Egretta garzetta (little egret)
Lineage: Eukaryota; Metazoa; Chordata; Aves; Pelecaniformes; Ardeidae
Gene: BNIP3L
Product: BCL2 interacting protein 3 like
Exons: 5
Coding region: 59-601 (180 amino acids)
Biological process (GO): positive regulation of apoptotic process; mitochondrial outer membrane permeabilization; defense response to virus
Cellular component (GO): mitochondrial outer membrane; nucleus; mitochondrial envelope
Source: RefSeq, a predicted model, not a curated record
AUUGCUUUUAAUGAAAUGAUGUCUGGCUGGCCCAACAGGUUCCUGGGUGGAGUUACAGAUGAAUGGCAAUGGCAAUAGCAACGAUAAUGGCAAUGGGAAAAAUGGAGGUCUGGAACAUGUCCCUUCAUCGUCCUCCAUCCACAAUGGAGACAUGGAAAAAAUUCUCCUGGACGCCCAGCAUGAAUCAGGACAGAGCAGUUCAAGAGGUAGUUCCCACUGUGACAGCCCUUCACCUCAAGAAGAUGGACAGAUAACUUUUGAUGUGGAAAUGCACACAAGUAAAGACAGUAGUUCUCAGUCUGAAGAAGAAGCAGGAGAAGGAGAGAAAGAGUUGGAAGUUUUGAAGAAAAGUGCUGGCUGGGUGUCAGACUGGUCAAGUAGGCCUGAAAACAUUCCUCCCAAGGAAUUUCAUUUCAGACAUCCUAAACGUUCAGUGUCUUUAAGUAUGAGAAAAAGUGGAGCAAUGAAAAAAGGUGGCAUUUUCUCUGCAGAAUUUCUUAAGGUUUUCAUUCCAUCUCUGUUCAUAUCUCAUGUUUUGGCUUUGGGACUAGGCAUCUACAUUGGAAAACGACUGACCACACCUUCAGCCAGCACUUAUUGAAAGAUGGAGUGCAAAACCUGGAAUUCCACGUGACCUGUGAAGGUGUUACUGUCUCAUUUAGUACAUUUGACUUGAGACCAUUUUACGCAUGACCCUGACUUCACCCUUUCCUUACAUAUCCAGGUUUUCGCUAACUCUGGAAUUCAGUAUUGUGUUGGAACUCUGUUGAGGUGUUUCGCUAUCCACAUUCUUUCCCUCUCUCCUCCCAUUCCCCUGCCUCUUGGCCUGCAAGACACGUCAGAGUUGCUGAACGGAGUUUACAACUGUCUAUAUGUUGCAAGGGCUUCUCUCAAUGCAAAAUGCCACCAGCAAGUUUUAAUUUUAUCAGUGAUGCUGUUGCCUCCUUAGUGCAACCAGACUUAAAUUGCAGUUGUGCAUGGUAUAAAUGUUGACUGUAUUAUGGUGACAAAAUUAAGUCUCUUCAGAGUGAAAAUGAAUUUUUCUUUCGGAAAAACAAGCUGGUUGUGAAAUAAACUAAGAAAUCGCUGGCAAUAAAAAACAGCUUUUGGGGGAAUUUACUUGGCCCCUUGUAUUGGCUAACAUCAUUUGAUUUGCGGGAGGCAAAAACUGCAUAAAUUUUAAAGUAGGAUAACUAAAUCCAUCAGCAUAUUUUAAUAUUAGGUAAUUGUUGUAAUCUUGUCUUUUCUAUGAAGUCAGCUCCUUAUUCCUUGUAGGAAAACCUGUCUGAUGCCUAGAAAAUAUUAGAAAAAUUGCAUUGUUUGCAUGUGAAGAAGCUUUUCUUUUCCUUACCUGUUUUCUUAAGGGAAAAUUUUAAAUGUGAAAUUUUCCUUUUAAAAGUAGUUUUAAAUUAAGGAAAAAAACCCAACAGCUGUAGGUGUAGUUUGGCUCUGUACAAAAGGAUAUGAUUCUGUUUGUUGUGGAACCAUUUACAAUGAUGAUGAUAUGGCAGUUUCAGAAAGUAAAGCGUUUGACUUAUCUUUAAGGGGGACAAUCUUGCAGGUGCGUAAAGAUUCGGAAGUUGUAAAGCUCUGAAAUGUCUUCUGCAAAUGAGUUUUCAAUAUUCCUCUCUCAUUGUUUACUGUACAAUCUCCUCUGGGGAUACAUGGAAUCUGAAAGUCACUCGUGAUGUCUCAUGUUAGAUAGACUUCUCACUAAUGUUGUUGAACUUUUAUCUUAGGGAACAUUAAGCCUUGUCCUCCUUCAGUGACACUUCAAAAUGUGAAGCUUUAGUACCAAAUUGUUACAAAGCAUUAGGACAGUCAUGUCCUUAAAUAGAUUUUAUUGGAUUUCAGAACAUGUAGCAUGACUCUGGAGGGUAGAAUACUCUUUUUUUUAUAUAUAUAUGAAUAUAUAAAAAAAAAAAAAGAUAUAGACUUUAAUACUAAGUAUUUAGGGAACCAAUGCUAAUUUUAAGACUAGCAAAAAUCUCAUUUAAAUAAAAACUUUAGUAGGCUGGCUUGUAGAAAAUGAUAAGAAAAUAUAGUCAGCCAGUUUGGAGAGAACCUAUAAUUGUUUGCUUGUAUCAGACUUUAUAAAGUUGAGUAUUUGAUAUAGCAGUGAUCGCUUGAAACAGUUGAUGCAUAGAAGCUAAAUCCCAAUUGAGAUUUGGUUUAAAAGAAUUUAGGUAGCUCCCAGGAAGUAAAAAAGUAUAAAUCCACUGCUAAACUGUAUUUAUUUUUAUUCUCUGCUUCUGAAUGCUGUUAGAGGAUGCUUUCAGGGUGAAAGGGCAGUCUAACAAAAAAAAAAAAUCUCUUGAAGACAUCUGCUUUUUUCUUCUAGUUGUGAAUACUAGUGGCACUUGAGUUGCCUACAACUGCAUAUUUGUUUCAAGCGUGGAUAUUGGGUUUCACCCAAAGGUGGGGGAGGGAAGGGGGAAGUGGUGAAGGGUGUCUUUGACAGUAUCAAGUACAUCAUUUUACAGUCCUUAAAACUGAGGGGACGGGAGAAAGGCUGAAACACUUUGUUCUAAUUACAGCACCUUGUUUUGUAUGGAAAUUGGAAUAGUGGAAAAAUAGAUUUUUACGAAGUAGGGAGUACUUUUUUCAAAAAAAAAAAAAAAUUACCCCUUUCUAAAUUAAAUGGUAAUUCUUCUUCAGAAUAUCUGAUAUAUGAUAUUGCAAGCUUGUGGCUAGAGUAUCAACACAGUUUAUAAUAUUUGAAGGAGCCGUGAAGUAAAAAUGUUGAAAACUAUAGGCGAGGAAUGGAUGGAUACGUGAUCACUGUAACGCUUGCUAUGAUACAAUGCAGUAUUUAUUGAUACCCUACUAUAAGCUUUGGAUGAAAGUCUACAACUUCUAGUUUUACAAUGAACAGAAACAGAUUGUUGUAUAAUUUGAAAAGGGGUUUCAACUAUUGAUAGUUGAAGUUUUGUUAAGAUAAAUGU